Molecule: messenger RNA, 552 nt
Organism: Cryptomeria japonica (Japanese cedar)
Lineage: Eukaryota; Viridiplantae; Streptophyta; Pinopsida; Cupressales; Cupressaceae
Product: FK506-binding protein 4-like
Exons: 2
Coding region: 1-552 (183 amino acids)
Source: RefSeq, a predicted model, not a curated record
AUGAAAAAUAAGGGAAAAAAUGGCACUUCACAAGAGAAGGGACUAAAAGUCCACAAGGAACAGGUUGCACCCAACAUCACAAGGAAAAUGACAAGAGUUGUAGCUGAGCAACUAAUUAGAGAAGGUCAUGACGGGGCAGAAGUAGAACAAAAGGAAGAACCAUCCGCCGAACCUGCUAGCCCUAAGCCUAAGGAAAGAAAGAAAAGAAAAGAAAAACCGGCAAGGGAAUAUGUUGCAGUAUCUUUAGAGGAGACAAAAUCAGAAGAAGAAAUCAGACAAGCUCCAAAGAAGAAAGGUGUUUUUUCAAGAGUUGUCAGAGGAAAACCCUCCGGAAAUAAAAAGGAAGAUCAAAAGAAGGAAGUGGAGAAGGAGCAACCCAAGAAGACUCCUAAGAUUACCAUUGUACACAAAAGGAAGCCCAAAGGAGAUGAGAAAUCUAAACUGGAAACUAAAAGGAGAAAUGGUAAGCAAAAGAGGCUAGAUGGUCAAGAAAUUAUAGAUCAAACUAUUAAUGAUGGAAAUCUGAAAAACAUUUCUAUAUUUUAUGAUUAA